Messenger RNA from Hirundo rustica (Barn swallow), 2280 nucleotides. It is a transcript of the gene SKIC8, whose product is annotated as SKI8 subunit of superkiller complex. The record is from RefSeq and is a predicted model, not a curated record. Gene Ontology annotation, cellular component: Cdc73/Paf1 complex. The transcript has 9 exons. NCBI's taxonomy places the organism in Eukaryota, Metazoa, Chordata, Aves, Passeriformes, Hirundinidae. Gene Ontology annotation, molecular function: protein binding. The coding region runs from base 97 to 1074 and encodes 325 amino acids.
UCUCGGUGGUACCUGAGCUCAUCAAGGCGCGACGGCGGCAGGAGCUGUGUCCGGCUCCUUCCAGAGCGCUCCCGGCGGGAUUGUUUUCAGAAAGACAUGACCACGCAGUAUGGUAUUCUCUUCAAGCAAGAGCAAGCUCACGAUGAUGCCAUUUGGUCAGUUGCCUGGGGAAAGAACAAAAAUGAUGGUUCUGAAACAGUGAUCUCUGGCUCUUUGGAUGAUCUGGUGAAGGUCUGGAAGUGGAAUGAUGAAAAGCUGGAUCUGCAGUGGACUCUGGAGGGUCACCAGCUGGGGGUGGUGUCUGUGGACAUCAGCCACACGGGUGCCAUUGCAGCAUCCAGCUCCCUGGAUGCCCACAUUCGCCUCUGGGACUUGGAGACUGGCAAACAAAUCAAGUCCAUAGAUGCUGGUCCUGUUGAUGCUUGGUCCCUGGCUUUUUCACCUGAUUCCCAGUACCUUGCAACAGGAAGUCACGUGGGGAAAGUAAAUAUUUUCGGAGUUGAAUCUGGAAAGAAAGAAUAUUCUCUGGACACCAGAGGAAAGUUCAUCCUUAGCAUUGCAUAUAGUCCAGAUGGAAAGUACUUGGCCAGUGGAGCAAUAGAUGGCAUUAUCAAUAUUUUUGAUAUUGCAACUGGAAAACUUCUGCACACGCUAGAAGGCCAUGCCAUGCCCAUCCGCUCACUGACCUUCUCCCCUGACUCCCAGUUACUCGUCACCGCCUCCGACGACGGCUACAUCAAAAUCUACGACGUGCAACAUGCAAACUUGGCUGGUACAUUAAGUGGUCAUGGAUCCUGGGUUUUAAAUGUAGCGUUUUGUCCCGAUGAUACCCAUUUUGUUUCCAGCUCAUCUGAUAAAAGUGUAAAAGUUUGGGAUGCUGGAACGAGGACCUGUGUCCAUACUUUCUUUGACCACCAAGAUCAGGUAGGGCUGCUAUUCCCUAAGCCACCAUGUUUCCAGGAGAGCUUGUGUAGUUGUGCACAUUUGUGCUUCACCUUGGUGCUGCAGCUCCAGGCUUGCACUAAUGCAGCUUUAGCUUGCUAUGAUGAAAUUCCAGAAUUUGUGGUUAUUUAGCACUUAAUAUUGACCUAGUACUCCCAAGUGUAUACGCUGAUCUCUUCCAGUUAACUACCAUUUUUCAGGCCCAGAUAAAGGCAAUCCUGAGUGGCCAAAGUCUCACCAGACUCUUUUGUUACCUUUGUCUCUGGUUUUAUUCCCGUGACUUACAUGGCAUGUGCAUGUGUGAAGGCGGAAAUACGUAUUGAAAAGAAUGGAAUUACCUAAACACAUGCUUGAAAGCAGCCUGGAAACUUGGGAGUUUUUCCUCCUCCAAUGUCUGUAAUACUGUGGAUUUUUAAUUUAUUGCUCAGUGAUAGCUACCUGUGAGGGAAGGAGUUCGGUUUCUAUCCAUUUAUUCUUUGUCCAAAUGUCAGGUGAUAAACACAACAGCGUUAUAUUUUAAUGGAUCACUGAGCAAGAAACAACUAUUCUUCCAGAUUUUAUUUGAAUGUUUUCUUCUGUAGCACUUUCUUGCUGGUAACCUUCUUUUCAGUUAUCUCUAGCUAUGGGGGUUUUAAUAUUAAACUACCAAGUGAGACUUCAUUUGCCCUGUUGUUUCAGCUGUUGAGCAUAAUCUCGUUCAGUCUGUGGCAAACAGAGGUAUAUCAGCUACUGGGAAUGCUGUUUGGGUACUAAUGCAAAACAGCGUACAAGAUUGCCCAAAAUACACUGUUGUCAGCACACCCGGUCAGCGUUUCACAUUAAUAUGUACUGGGUAGCCUUCACCCUUCCUGAUGUCAUUCUGAUGGAGAUGGGUGUCACUUGAAAGCUUGUGAAACUGCCUUGAAUCAGAGGACUGACCUGAAUUUUUCUAAGUUUUGCACUGGUAGGUCAAUGGUUCUCUGAGAGAGCUCAAAGAUAAACCAGGUCACUUUUCUGUCUGUCAUAAUGUGUCAGUCUGCAUGACAAAUACUUCCUCUCUUGCUUUCCUGCGCUGUAAAAUACUGUUCUCAUAAAGGGGUGCAGAUGGGCAAGAGAGAAAAUGCUUGGGUUAUUUAUGCCAGCUGGAGCAAGUGUAAGAGGAUCUGGCUUGUGUAACGCACUGUCAGUGGGAGUGGCUGCUAGAGGGCAGUGUCCUGCUCUGCUUCGGCAGCCUGAGCUGUUGAAGCAAAACCCAGAACUGCACGAGUUCUCCUCAGGUGACUUUUCAAUAAUCCUUUCUCUACUGCCUGUUGUAAGACUGCCAUGAAUAUUCUUUUUCUUUGUCCUCUCUCUAAAAAC